This is a messenger RNA of Helianthus annuus (common sunflower), 2619 nucleotides long. RefSeq names its product protein NYNRIN-like. Gene Ontology annotation, molecular function: nucleic acid binding; RNA-DNA hybrid ribonuclease activity. The record is from RefSeq and is a predicted model, not a curated record. The transcript is spliced from 3 exons. Gene Ontology annotation, biological process: DNA integration. The coding region runs from base 1 to 2619 and encodes 872 amino acids. NCBI's taxonomy places the organism in Eukaryota, Viridiplantae, Streptophyta, Magnoliopsida, Asterales, Asteraceae.
AUGGUAAAGAAACCAAAUGGCAGCUGGAGAAUGUGUGUCGACUAUAAGGAUCUGAACAAGGCAUGUCCCCGUGACUGCUACGCUUUACCAGACAUAGACGAGAAAAUCGAUUCUUUGGCAACAUUCCGGUGGAAAUGUUUUCUGGAUUGCUACAAAGGGUACCAUCAAGUUCAAAUGGCCGUUCAAGACGAAGAUAAAACCGCAUUUCGCACGCCAACAGGCCUGUAUUGCUACACCAAGAUGCCUUUUGGCUUGAAAAAUGCAGGCGCGACAUACCAAAGGUUGAUGAACGAAACAUUCAGUGACCCCAUUGGUAAGUACAUAGAAGUGUACAUGGAUGAUCUGGUAAUCAUGAGCAAAGAGGAAAGCACGAUGCUGGCGAACAUACAGAAUACCUUUAAUACGCUGCGUAGCGUAAGUAUCAAGCUGAACCCAGCAAAGUGCUCAUUCGGAAUGGAAGAAGGGAAGUUCUUGGGCUUCAUCGUCACAAAGGAUGGUUUUAAGGUAAAUCCAGAAAAGGUCCAAGCAAUAGAAAGGAUGCCCUCACCAGCAAACAUCAAAGACACGCAAAAACUAGCAGGACGAUUAGCCGCACUCAAUCGUUUCUUAGCUAAUCACGUUGCAAAAUCCUUCCCAUUCAUCAAGACCUUGCGCAAUUGCAUGAAGAAAAGCCAGUUCCAAUGGACUCCGGAAGCAGAGAGUGCGUUCCGCGAGAUGAAAGAUUGCCUCAUAAGACUGCCAACACUAACCGCACCAAACAAGGGAGAACCUUUGGUACUCUACCUGUCAGCUUCCGACAGGGCAGUCGGGGCCGUAUUACUCGUCGAUCGUCAAGGUAUUCAAACACCAGUUUACUAUGUGUCGCGAACCUUGACCGAUCCAGAAACUCGGUAUGCAAUCAUGGAGAAGCUAGUCCUUGCGCUGAUUCACGCUUCAAGACGGCUGCGCAGGCCAGAAGUAUCAGGAAGGCUAGCUAAAUGGGCAAUAGAACUGGGGGGUCACAAUGUGGUUUUCAGACCAAGACCAUCAAUCAAAGGCCAGGUCUUGGUAGAUUUUAUGACGGAAGUCCCAGGCGACAAAGACAGAGAAUGCAAAGCGAUGGAGAAAGCUGAGAAAAAGCAAACAGAGGAGCCAUGGCUGUUGUAUACAGAUGGUGCAUCUAAUGAAGACGGAGCAGGCGCGGGACUAAGGCUGGUAAGCCCAGACAAACAUGAAUUCACAUACGCCAUACGCCUGGACUUCAAAAGCACAAACAACGAAGCCGAGUACGAAGCCUUCCUGGCUGGCCUGAGAUUGGCAAUCAAAAUGGGGGUCCGACACAUCGAAGCGCAUGUGGACUCCAUGUUAGUAGCAGGCCAAAUCAAUGGUCAAUAUGAAGCCAAGGGCGAUGUAAUGGCACUUUAUCUCAACCAAGCGAAAACGUUGCUACAAACCUUCUAUUCCUACAAGGUGCACCAUAUAAAUCGAAGCGAAAACAAGCCGGCGGACGCUUUAAGCAAGCUUGCAUCAACAAGUUUCCAGCACCUAGCAAAGGAUGUGCGCAUAGAGAUCUUGAGCAACCCAUCCGUUCCACUCAGAGAAGUAAGCGUAAUCCAGACAGGAACAACGUCCUGGAUGACGCCGAUAAUCAUGUACUUGCAGUCUGGGAUACUUCCAGAAAACAAAGCCGAGGCGCGAAAGAUCCAAUACAAAUCAGAACACUAUCAGAUGGCAGAUGGGAUACUGUACCGAAAGUCGUAUCUUGGCCCACUACUACGAUGUGUUGACGCCGACGACGCAAAUUACCUGAUCCGGGAAAUGCAUGAAGGAAUUUGUGGUAUCCAUGCCGGGCCUCGAAUGGUAGUGGCAAAAGUGAUGAAUGCCGGAUACUACUGGCCCGGGAUGCACCUUGAUGCUGUGAAAGAACUGAGAAAGUGUAGUGGCUGUCAGAGGCAUGCGCCAAAGACCAUGCGCCCCAAGAAUGAACUAGUGCCUGUAACAACCGCAUGGCCUUUUCAACAAUGGGGCAUAGACAUGGUAGGUCCCUUCCCAGAAGCACCGGGGGCAGUCAAGUUCAUAAUAGUCGCGGUUGACUACUUCACCAAGUGGGUAGAAGCAAAGGCGCUUGCAUCAACCACAUCGGCAGUCGUCAAACGAUUCAUAUGGGAACAAAUCAUAUGUCGGUUUGGCUUACCUCUCCGAAUCAUCACCGAUAAUGGAACUAACUUUGCAGCAGACGACCUCGAACGAUGGUUCAAAGAACUACACAUCGAGCAUACCUUCUCUUCGGUUGCGCACCCGCAAGGGAAUGGUCAAGUAGAGGCAGUCAACAAAAGUAUCGUUGAUGGUAUCAAGGCAAGGCUCGGCGAGAAACGAAGAGGCUGGGUCGACGAACUACCAAGCAUACUGUGGGCCCAUAGAACAAUGCCAAAAACAAGCAACGGUGAAACGCCGUUCAGUUUGGUCUAUGGGUCUGAAGCUGUUAUCCCAGCAGAAAUCGGGUUGCCAUCUCCAAGGAUGCUCUCCAUGAAUUGCUCGGCAAGGGAACCUACAAACUACGCACCAUCAACGACAAAGAGGUUCCACGAACCUGGAAUGCCCAACAACUCCGAAAGUGCUACAUGUAACACAACCAUGUAA